Trichoplusia ni (cabbage looper) is the source of this 2058-nucleotide messenger RNA. It is a transcript of the gene Alas, whose product is annotated as 5-aminolevulinate synthase, nonspecific, mitochondrial. The record is from RefSeq and is a predicted model, not a curated record. NCBI's taxonomy places the organism in Eukaryota, Metazoa, Arthropoda, Insecta, Lepidoptera, Noctuidae. Gene Ontology annotation, molecular function: 5-aminolevulinate synthase activity; pyridoxal phosphate binding. The transcript has a single exon. Gene Ontology annotation, cellular component: mitochondrion. Gene Ontology annotation, biological process: hemoglobin biosynthetic process; heme biosynthetic process; erythrocyte development. The coding region runs from base 367 to 1887 and encodes 506 amino acids.
GAUUCCUUCAGAAUUUUCAAAAACAUGAGCUAUUUAAUAUGAUGAUCUACUUUUUGUAUUUACAACAACACUUUGGCAACUCUGUUCGGUGAAUGUCAUGCUUAAAUUUAUCAAAUGGCAACAUUUCGGUUACAAAAUCAAAAUAAAAUUGUACGUGAAUGAAGAUUGAAGUUCAAACGUAAUCGAUAUGACGACACCAACUUUAUAAAUGAAAGGUGCCGUUGGUUGUGCCAGCAGUUGACUGAACACAGUGAGACGUUCGGCUACAGUGCGAGCCAACGCUCAUUCAAAAAUCUCGACUUUAAUACACAAUACUGUAGUGUGUCGCAAGUGUUUGGUGUGUCAUUGAUUACAUAAAAAGUAAAAAUGCGUUGCCCGUUCAUAGGAUUGUUGAACCAAGCCUUCGUAAAGAAUUACGGAGCUACCCUUAUGAAACAAUACGGAAACUACUGUCCCAUGGUUACUCGUGGGUUCCGCUCUCUCGGCAUUGAUGAAACUAAGUGCCCCUUCAUUCAGCAAAACGCGAUUAUUUCGGAGGCUCCAAAGGAGAUGACUGAAGACAUCACGGAGCCAGUGCAAUCCUACCGCUAUGAGAAGUUCUUCCACGACCAGAUCAGUGCUAAGAAGAGGGACUACUCCUACCGCGUCUUCCGGAAGGUAUCGCGGUUGGCAGCGGAGGGCGUGUACCCGCAGGCGCUGGAGGGACCCGACAACCACCGCGUCACCGUCUGGUGCGCUAACGACUACCUCGGGGCCUCGCGCCACCCUGUUGUCCAAGAUGCUGCAGUCAAUGCUAUCAAGUCAUAUGGUACUGGAGCAGGAGGUACCAGAAACAUUGCAGGAAACUCACAGAUGACUGAAAAAUUGGAGGCUGAAAUAGCAAAUCUGCACAAGAAGCCUGCUGCUUUAAUAUUUAGUUCAUGUUUUGUUGCAAACGAUGCAACACUGUCUACUUUAGCAAAACUUUUGCCGGGUUGUUUAAUUUAUUCUGAUGCUGGAAACCAUGCCUCGAUGAUACAAGGGAUUCGAAACAGUCGAGCCCCAAAGCAUAUAUUCAGGCACAAUGACCCAAAUCAUUUAAGAGAAUUGUUGGCUCAAUCGCCAACUGGCGUACCCAAGCUAGUCGUGUUUGAGACUGUACACUCUAUGAGUGGAGCGAUAUGUCCUUUAGAUGAAAUGUGUGAUAUAGCACAUGAGUAUGGAGCUCUUACAUUUGUUGAUGAGGUCCAUGCUGUGGGAUUGUAUGGGAAGCAUGGUGCUGGUAUAGGAGAGGAGAGAGGAAUACAGCACAAGAUAGAUAUAGUAUCAGGAACCUUAGGAAAGGCGUAUGGUAACGUAGGAGGCUACAUCGCCGGGUCAUCCUUGCUGGUGGACACCGUGAGGUCGCUGGCGCCCGGCUUCAUCUUCACGACGGCAUUGCCGCCGCCCGUGCUGGCGGGCUCGCUGGCCGCCAUCCGCCUGCUGGCCAGCGAGGAGGGCCGCAGCCUGCGCUCCAGGCACCAGACCAUCGUGCGGUACCUAAAGCUGUCGCUGCUGGUCGCGGGGCUGCCGCAGAUGCCGUCAGUCAGUCACAUUGUACCUGUUCCGAUCACGGGCGCCGACAAGGUGGCGCUCGUAGCCGAGUCGCUCAUGAAGAGAGGCCACUACGUGCAGGCCAUCAACUACCCGACAGUGGCGCGCGGCGAGGAGCGGCUGAGGUUCGCGCCCGGCCCCUACCACACGCCAGAAAUGAUCGAUAGCCUGGUCACUGCCCUAACCGAAGCAUUCCACGAGAACAAUAUAAGUUUCAAUCAGUUCAUGAAGAAUGGUACCUGCCGCGAGUGCAGCAUGGAGUACAAGGUUGACAUCGCGUACGAAGAGCCCUACAAGUAUCUCCAAGCUGCGUAGUUCGACCUUGACAUGACCGUGUAUCGACCAUGACAUGGGCGCUUGGUUUAAUUUUAAAAAAAUUGUAAAGAAAUAUGUAAGCUAAAAAAAUGUAUGUUUAUAUUUUAUUGUUGUUCUCUAUUACGGUUCGUGGUUCAUGUUAGGUUGAAAAUUAAAACGUGGUAUCAUGGA